AACACAUGAUUCGCACUGCGACAAGGCAGAUUUAUAAAUUAAUGUUCCGAACCAUUUUUCUUUUCACCACACUCGAAAUGCGGCACAGUAGAGUAAGAGCAGCUGUGAUACUCUUCCGUUUCCAUGGGCGCGAACGGUCCUGCCUGCGCGCGCUCAUGGACGGAGGGGGCUGGCGGCCGCACCUGAGUCCAGCUUACAGGUACAUGGACUCCGCUCUCUGCUCCGAGGCAAACCAUUAACUCCACACCUUAGGCACAAAGGGCGAGUCUCCGACACCUGUCCUGCUACAGCACGAUUGCAGGUAAGUUUAAGUUCCGAUGCCUACUGAAUGUACCUUCAUUUAAACUAAUUAAUCGCAGCUCAUUUGGGCAGAACUCAACCCCAUACGCGCUUUUUACUCUACCGUGUGGUUUACUGGUUUGAGAAAGUUAGAAUUUCCGCAUUUCUCUGCUAUGUAACAAUGUAUAUCAUACAUCAGUGGAUCGUAAGAAAACGUGUACGUUGAAGGAGCAGCCGGCAGAAAAGAGACGCUGAAAACAGGCUGCCCGCAGGUGAAGAUGAGUGACGUGUACGAGCAGGAUGUGGAGAUCGCCUUCACUGUCAAGUUCUUGGGCCGCACCGAGGUUCUUCGCCCUGACGGACUGCAGCUCCUGUAUGAUGCUGCAGAGGCCUUGAAGAUGCCGGAGGAAGGCAUGAGCAACAAGGGGAAGAAGAAGAAACACAAAGUGUCUCUAUUCAUGUCCGUCAAUGGAGUUGACAUCCUGGAACACGAAACAAAGUUCUUGCUGUACACCUGUCCACUGUCCACCAUCUCCUACUGCGCAGUGCACCAGACCAUGCCCCACAUUUUCGGAUUUGUGGCCCAGCAUCCUGUGGCAGACAUGUACCACUGCUACCUGUUCCAGAGCAAAAAGUUUUCCCGCUUCGUAGUGUCCAUGAUUGGGGACAUGUUUAAAGCUUCAAGGAUGGAUGACAGCGUCAAAGGCAGCAGAGAUCUGGUCGUGGAAGCCCUGCGACACAAAAAUAAGCUUCUGCUUAAGGAGAACACGGAGCUCAAGAAAAGGCUGGCUGCUCUUCUAGGAAGGGACAGUGGCAGUGACACCUCUCUUCCUCAAUAAGAAUUCAUGCUGAGGAUGAUCAAGCUCCACUGCUGAAAAAUACAUAACCAGCACAGCGAUGUGAUGUGAUGUGAUGACUCAAACUGUACUGGGCAAAACACACUGCAUCAGUA
Scleropages formosus (Asian bonytongue) is the source of this 1231-nucleotide messenger RNA. Its product is annotated as PTB domain-containing engulfment adapter protein 1. The coding region runs from base 558 to 1118 and encodes 186 amino acids. The record is from RefSeq and is a predicted model, not a curated record. NCBI's taxonomy places the organism in Eukaryota, Metazoa, Chordata, Actinopteri, Osteoglossiformes, Osteoglossidae. The transcript has 8 exons.